This is a messenger RNA of Manihot esculenta (cassava), 1680 nucleotides long. RefSeq names its product ADAMTS-like protein 4. The record is from RefSeq and is a predicted model, not a curated record. Bases 208 to 1017 code for a protein of 269 amino acids. NCBI's taxonomy places the organism in Eukaryota, Viridiplantae, Streptophyta, Magnoliopsida, Malpighiales, Euphorbiaceae. The transcript is spliced from 6 exons.
UCAACGUCAUACAUAAUUCGAUUUUUCUGUAUCCCUCCAUGGUUGAAGUUUUCAAAUCAAUGGCAUAUUAUAAUCGAUCACUUCUUAUCGUAAUGUCAACGGAGACUUCGAAGGCUCUUAUUGCCAGUCUGGCUUUGAGCCUAUAAUUCUAUGACGAGAGGUUUGCCAUGACUUCCCCGGGAAAAAAAGCUUUCCGGGAAACUGACAAUGAGAAAGGAGAAAUGGUAUUGGAAGCUGUAUCUGCUAAUAUUUUGUACUGUUCUUGCACCAGCUUUCUCAGUCGAUCCCAGAAUCCCUUCUCAUGGUCACGGUUGCUAUUGGAAUGUAUCUUGUCAAGACACUUGGUGGGGAGAUUGUGCAAUGGGCCAUGCAAUUAUUGAUCGCUCAAAUGACUGCAAGGGAUUAUGCCUAGAGCCAAAAUAUUCUUUGUGCCCUCCUUACUAUACACGUUUUUAUUGCUGCAUGCUAGAAACUCCAAAAGUGACUAAAGAUUGGUGUACAAAAUGUGACUAUAAGGUGGAUGAUGGUGAUGAAUAUGUUUGUUGCAAAGAUUGCUCUGAUACUUACUUUUUUUCUAAUGAUCAAAGGUUGGGUUAUUGCAAAAGUGGUGCAGAGCUACUUGUAGAGCCAAAACCAAAGGAAAUUUAUAAAUGGGUUGCUGGACCUUGGAAGGCUUGCUCAUCUCUAUGUGAUGGUGGUAUUAGGUACCGAGAUGUGGAUUGCUACGCGGUGUUUGAAGUUACAAUGGUCCCAGAUUAUCCAGUAUACGACUAUAAGUGCUCCAAGGAAGAAAAGCCAGUCAGAGAAGAGCCUUGUAAUCUAAGAAGCUGCCUGCAGCUCACUGAUGAAGACUUGCACAAAAGAAAGCAUAAUAGGACAUCUACCUGGAUGCUUGGACUAAUUUCUCUUGGUUUGGUAGCUAUUAUUGGUGUUGGUUUUGCCUGUUUCAUCCAAUACAAAAGGAGAACAUCAAUGCAAUAUGGUCAGGUAUACAUCAUGAUGGAUGGAUAUUCGUAAAGACAUUAUUGAAUUUGCCAUACAUUGCUUUAUGGAUCAUAGAAAUAUGAUUGAUUAUCAUGCUUGAUGACUCACAAGCAGCUAGCUUCAGUAUAUACAUUGAAAUUUUCUCUGAUGUUUUUAUUUAUUUUCUUUUAUUCAUUCCUGUAUUAUUUGACAGAAUCAUUCCAUGUAAUGUAACUCAUGGAAAUGAAAUGGUCUCUCCUUUCCAUUUGGUUUUAAUAAAGCUUCAAAAAUGAGUUGUCAACUUGUGAAAAUUGCAUGCUUCAAUACUCAAACUCUCAAUAUAUGCACAAGUUCUCAAUAGGAUUGGUGCUUGUAUCAGACACCUUUGCUGCUAGAAUCCCUCUUUUUUCUUUUCAGAUCAUUCAUCACUAUUGAAACCCAGAAAUAUCCAGACAUCAUAAAUCACAGAACCCUGUAAAGUUCAAACAUUAUACAACUCAAAUCAACAUAUAAAAAUUUCGGUAAACAACAGUGUUAAUGAGAAAGUCAUAAAAUUCAAGAGUUCUGCUAAUUCAAGAUGGAGAAGUGCUUAAAUGCCCAAGGCCUUAUAAGUAGUGUUUACCCUAUCUCUAACCGAUGUGGAGUUAACAUAUGGUUAUUAUGCCCAAUGCCCAAGACCAAAUAUCUAGAGGGCGAAACAUUUAUAGAUAGCUCAAC